UCCUGCCUUCAAGAUUCUCUGCAGCCUACCUCCAGAUUUCACGUUUCCGACGAAGACCAUAUUACUAUAUCAUCACUUUUCACCUCUCUCUCUCUCUCUCUCUCUCUCUCUCUCUGUGACAAGCUAGCCCCACCUCUCCUUCUCUAUUAUUUAAUAUCGCAUUCAUCAGUCUCACAUCUUGAAGCAGCCACUGUAUUGUAUCUCUCUGACAGUAGAUUUGAGAAUAAUGUCUAACAGAAGAUCUCGUUCCAGACACCCAGGUUUUAACUCCACUGAUCUCAGUGAUGCCCAGAUCCACGAUCUCGUCUCCAAGUUACAACGCCUUAUUCCCCAGCUUCAACCCCCUCUCACCUCCCACCAGGUAUCAGCAGCUAAGGUGUUGAAGGAGACUUGCAACUACAUAAAGAAGUUGCACAGAGAAGUUGAUGAUCUCAGUGACAGAUUGUCCGAGCUUUUGGCCACCACUGACCCCGACAGCACCGAAGCAGCCAUUCUCAGGACCUUGCUAAUGUGAUAUCACUCUCCUAAUAUACACCUACCCUUAGGCCUUACACACACGCGCACACGCACAGCACACUAGGUAUGUGCUUGUCAGCAUGUAACUGCAUCUCUAUGUCUCAGUACCCUAUAUAUAUUAUUGCAUAUGCAUGCCCCUCUUAAUGAAAAAGGCUUUAGUCCUUUACACUGCUUGUAGACUUGUGAACUAAUUGUCCCGUCUCCCUCUCUGCACACACACACACACUGACACACACAAACAUAUAUAUGUUGCUAUAUAAAAUAACACGGGUUACACAUAUUUCUCAACGAGCUCUUAUCAGAUUGGAUUUGCAUUCUUGAAGGAUUUGAUGUAUACAGAUUGGAGCGUAUAGUGCAUGAGUAAUAAAGGAAUUAGUUUUCAUGAUUAACUUCGG
This is a messenger RNA of Prosopis cineraria, 911 nucleotides long. Its product is annotated as transcription factor PRE6-like. The coding region runs from base 227 to 514 and encodes 95 amino acids. Gene Ontology annotation, molecular function: protein dimerization activity. The record is from RefSeq and is a predicted model, not a curated record. Gene Ontology annotation, biological process: regulation of growth; regulation of DNA-templated transcription. Lineage: Eukaryota; Viridiplantae; Streptophyta; Magnoliopsida; Fabales; Fabaceae. The transcript is spliced from 3 exons.